AUCUGCUGGAGGGGUUCCAUGUUCCUGAGUCGAAAGGAGUGAAGAGAGUGGAUGGGUCUGAAGCUGAGGCAGUGGCCUACCGCAUCAACCCCUCCAUUCAUUUACAGAAGACAUUGAGUGAUGUGUAUCCAGAUGGACUUCCCACUGAAUACUCCAUUAUCACAACAUUUAAAGUGAACAAUGACACUGCUCAGAUGUCCUGGAACCUUUGGCAAGUCAGUGACCCAAAAGGACAAGAACAAGUCGGCCUGCGUUUCCAGCCUGAUGGGCAGUCGUUGGACUUUUUUUACACUGGUCCACAAGGGACACAGAUGGUGAGGACUUUCCAAGGGUUGCAAAAAUUGUUUAACAGAGAGUGGCACAAGUUGGCUCUGAGCGUAAAGGGCAGCCAAGUAAGGUUGCUGAUUGACUGCAAGGAGAUCAGAGUGGAGAGCAUCGAUGAGCCGAGGCCAGUCAUCCGACAAGGCUACACAUCCAUCGUGAAACGAGCUGCAAGAGACCGCUCCGCUUCUGUGGAUCUCCAGCAGAUGGAAGUGUCAUGUGACCCAGAGCAGGCUUAUUCAGAGAGCUGCUGUGAGCUCUCCGGUGUGUGCGGGGGAUAUGCAGAGAUCGGCCUCACAGCUGGAAGAGCAACUUGUAAAUGCAUGCAUGGACAACCAGGACUUCAGGGCUCUCCAGGGCCAAAGGGUCACAGAGGGCUUCCAGGAAAACCCGGAGACCAAGGAAGACUGGGCAACUGGGGAAUCCGUGGAAACACAGGGGACUACGGAAACAUUGGUGAAACGGGAGCAAAGGGCCAGCAAGGAAUCAAAGGAGAAAAAGGAAUGAGAGGACCCUGGGGACAAAGGGGAGAGAGAGGUCCGCAAGGGCUGAAAGGACUAAAAGGAGCUGCGGGCUUUAAGGGAAUUCGUGGGCUUCCUGGAGACAUUGGAGAGACUGGGAAACCAGGAGAAGUGGGUACUAAAGGGCUUCAAGGAUAUCCAGGGAUUCCAGGGUUUGAAGGAGUGAAGGGCCAAAUAGGGAAUUCUGGGGCUACGGGGCGGCCCGGACCCAGAGGAAAGCAGGGUAUUGUAGGGGAUCCUGGAGAAAGAGGAGCUCCUGGAGAGAAAGGAGGGCCCGGUAUCCAAGGACCUGUAGGCAGAACUGGGACUGUUGGAUCAAAAGGUAUUAUUGGGGAUCCGGGUUUACCUGGCAGAGAUGGUGAUCCAGGAAUAGAGGCGUAUCAAGGACCCCAGGGUCUCAGUGGGAAACCUGGGCAUAGCGGUGGAAAGGGAGAAAAGGGCACCCUGGGGCCAGCAGGAGAAAUGGGUCCCCAAGGCCAAACUGGGCUGAGAGGUUACAAAGGUUCUGCAGGAAAGCCAGGAAGACCUGGAUUUAUUGGUCCGCCUGGACCUACUGGUCACGUUGGUGUACCUGGAAAACCAGGAAUCAAGGGUGACACAGGUUUCCAAGGAAUUAAAGGAGUUAAAGGUGCAGAGGGAGAAAAAGGAGUGAAAGGUCUAAAUGGAAGGGUUGGAGACAGAGGUGAGCCAGGUGCUCAGGGAGGCAGGGGGAAGCGUGGUCCUGUAGGCCUUCCCGGUCGUAUAGGUCCUGUUGGAGAAAAAGGGAUUCGAGGUGAAGAAGGACCUGAUGGCUUUCAGGGACUCCCAGGACCUACGGGUCCAACGCUUCCAGCUGAACAUGUGAUUGAGGUCUGUAAGAAAGUGGUCCUGGAGCAGAUGUCCACCUUUGCCAACUCAGUAAAGAGGACGUGUGCUGCAGUUUGUCCUCUCUAUGGGGACGUUCCCAUGGGCGCCCCUGGUCCCCCCGGACAGAAAGGACCCCCAGGGCCUCCUGGUGACCCUGGUACUGAUGGUGUUGCUGGGGAACUGGGCCUACCAGGAUUCUAUGGAGAAGGUGGUGAGCCAGGUCGACAAGGAGAAUCAGGUGACAGAGGAGAGCAUGGUGAUAAAGGAGUCAAAGGUUAUGGCAUUCCUGGCUUCACCGGUGAUCAGGGGCUAAAGGGUCAGCGUGGACGUCCCGGCAGAGCCUUUAAUGGUCAGCCUGGAAAACCAGGUGAAAGGGGACAUGCAGGCCGGCCGGGGCACAGGGGCCACCCAGGUCUCAGGGGCCCCCCAGGCAUCUGUGUGACCUCUGGAUGUGCUGAGCAGAACCCACUCAGUGGGACAUCCCAACCAGCACCACAGAGGCUGAGAAAUCGCUCCUAAAAGGACCAGAGGCUAAUUAGGAGGAUAAACUUUUAUCAAAGGCUUCAGAACAAAGUGGUUAUUUUUUGUCUCUUGUCGGGUUGUUUAAUACAUUUUAAUGUAAAUAUUCUAAAUAAACCUUUGCUGUAGUCUUGAAACAAAUGUCUUCAGAGGAAACAUUCAGAGGAACAAAAUAUGGUUGGUUGGAAAAAAACAACUUUAUUUGACUUAUUUUGGAGUUUUAUAUAAAAUGAUUUACUCACCUCUUACUAAUCUAUAAUCAUCUAGAUUUUUUUAUUUAAAAAUGAUGAUAGUUGAAUCAAUGCCAUGGUGUGUCACAAAAGGGGAAACACUAAAUCCUGUUGGGAGAUGUGAAAAAUGUAUACAAAUAUUACGCCAUGAUGUUUGACUCUCAAGUGAAUAAAUAAUUAUAAGUAGUUAAACAUCUUAUAGUGUUGUUUGACAUAUUUUCCACACAUAUUUGACAGACCUUUGACAGUUUAUUAAACAAAAAGGCCAUUUUGUUGGAAGGUUAGGCUUUGCAGUAGCACUUUGGAGAAAGUGAUAAAACGAAUGAAUGAAAUCAUCAUCCUUCUUCCAGUUUAAUUCAAUUAAGUUAAACUCUGUUAAUUUUUUUUUUCAAUUUACAUCAUUUCACUCUUAAAUCAACUUCUUCAAGAUCUCACUCAGCAGUAAACAGGCUCACUUUGAGCUAAAACAUUGUGUCUCUUUUCUUUAUAAAAUAUCUAAAACAUUUACCUCCUUAUAGAGACAUCAGGAUGAGCUGCACUCUGGUUCGUCAUGUAAAAAACAACAUUGUUAAGCUCAGGGUUUAUUACUGUCUAAUUAAGACUUGCCUUAACUUUUACAGAAUGAGGAAGACAAUAAAAUGCAAAUGUAUGCAAAUGCAAAUAAAAUGUAAUAUUUUUGUACCAUGA
Molecule: messenger RNA, 3124 nt
Organism: Xiphophorus hellerii (green swordtail)
Lineage: Eukaryota; Metazoa; Chordata; Actinopteri; Cyprinodontiformes; Poeciliidae
Product: collagen alpha-1(IX) chain
Exons: 25
Coding region: 195-2207 (670 amino acids)
Biological process (GO): extracellular matrix organization
Molecular function (GO): extracellular matrix structural constituent conferring tensile strength
Source: RefSeq, a predicted model, not a curated record